AGGCGUUGACUACUUCGCUGGCAUUUCUUCGUCUACUUCAACCAAGUUUUUUUCGUGUUUGGAGUCAUCAGUUCUUUCAAUUUCGAUCAUGAUUAUCUUGGUGUAAUUGAUAUUAAUUUUUAUGUUUAGCUUUUGGUUUUGAUUUCCAUUAACGAUAAUGACACGUGGACCCGCUGUUCUGGAGAAGGAGCGUAGCCGGAGCCGCAGUCAUCGAAGGGCUGUAGCAUCUGGAGUAUCUUCAAAUGAAGUCACAACUGCUGUUGAAGUAAACAAGGAUGUUGAACAAGCUUCAUCUUCAUCUUCAGGUGGAGCGCUUCCUCAGUCCUUGUCAACGCGUUGCCUAACUUACACUCUAGAGGCGCAAGAUGGUCGAGCCCGCGCCGCAACCAUCCAAUUACCGCAUGGGCCUGUGCAAACACCUGUUUUCAUGCCUGUCGGGACUCAAGGAACCAUCAAGGGUCUUUUGAGUCGUGAAGUGAAAGCUUUAGGUCCCCAAAUCAUUCUUGGCAACACGUACCACUUAGCGAACCGCCCAAACUGCGACCGACUGAGAAAAUGUGGCGGCUUGCACAAUUUUAUGCAGUGGGACCGCAAUAUUUUGACGGACAGCGGCGGAUUCCAGAUGGUUUCCCUCUUGAAGUUAGCCAGUAUCAACGAGCAGGGCGUGGAAUUCGAGGACCCGAAGAAUCCUGGUAGUAUGAUGCUUCUGACGCCGGAAGAGAGUAUUAGGAGUCAAAAUGCCAUCGGCAGCGACAUCAUGAUGCAACUCGAUGACGUGGUGUCCAGCUGCGAACCCGACAAAAAGCGCGUCGAGGAAGCGACGCAUCGCACUACGCGAUGGCUUGACCGCUGCAUCGCGGCACACGCGAAUCCGGAACGACAGAACCUCUUUGCGAUCGUGCAAGGCGGCUUGCACGAGGACCUGCGGAAAAUAUCUUUGGCAGACUUGAAAGCAAGAGGCGACCAUUGUCCGGGCUACGCGAUUGGAGGCCUCAGUGGAGGCGAAAGCAAACACGAGUUCUGGCAAGUCGUUGCACAGUGCACAGACGAAGAAAAAGACGGAUUGCCAAAAUUGAAACCCCGAUAUUGCAUGGGAGUCGGGUACUUAAAUAUUUUCUAUUCGACCGUAGUUGCUUAUGGCUCCGGACUUCUCCGUUUGUUGUACAACAAAAACUAGAAUUUGUUAUUGAUCUCGAGCAAAUGAUGAUAUGGAUCUUCUGGUAGUAAUUCGCUAUAAAUCCUCAAGGAUCUUCCAAAAAAGUCAAGAAAUGCCAAUCUUGCACACUCUCUAUUUCAAGGUACAUGUUGGACAUCGUCGUUUGUGUUGCCUUGGGCGUGGACAUGUUUGAUUGUGUCUACCCUUGCCGCACUGCCCGUUUCGGCACUGCCUUGACGCGACAGGGACAACUUAGGCUGUCUUCCGCGGCUCGGUUCGAGAACGAUUUUGGCGUCAUCGAGGAGGGCUGUGAUUGCUACACUUGCGCGCAGGCUAAGUAUAGUCGCAGCUACCUGUCUCAGAUUGUUGCGAAAAACGACAAGAGCAACCCGGUCGGCGCGACACUUUUGACGAUCCACAACGUGCGGUUCAUGAUGCGGCUAAUGUCCGACAUGCGAAAGGCGAUUUUAGAAGGGAAAUUCUCGGAAUGGGUCGUCCGAUUCUUGCAAACCCUGUAUCCCCAGCACACUCCAUCUGAUAGUUCUACAAGUAAGACUUCGAAAAAGAUCAAGAUGAAGCAAGCUCCAGCAGCGCAGAAGGGCGAAGUGGUAGACCACGAAAAGAGUAACGGACAAAAUGAAGCGCCUGAAGAAAGCAAAGUCGUUGAUGAAAAGAAAGCAGCAUCGAGUAUGAAGCCUGAUGAUGAGGAAAAAGCUGAUGGUCCACUGUUGCCGCCUCUCUGGGUCAAAGAUGCCCUCAUGCGCGCAAAAAUCAGAGGACUGAAGGAAGCAUUUGACUGGGAGAACGGCACGCACUCAAAGGAAGACAUGCCAAAAAUGCAAUAGUCUUGGUCUACUUUUUACAACCCCACUCUACCUCGUACAGCGACACCCCAGUACAUGCUUUGAGCACCAUGAUGAAUUACGCAGACUGCGCCUACAAAUGAGUACGUUUCUUAUUUUUUACUUCAACGAUGGCAUGCUCUGUUAAGGACGUAAGAAUGUUGAUACGCAC
Messenger RNA from Amoebophrya sp. A25, 2170 nucleotides. The record is from the annotation of a GenBank genome assembly. NCBI's taxonomy places the organism in Eukaryota, Dinophyceae, Syndiniales, Amoebophryaceae.